AUGUCAAACAAUAAUGAUAAUGAUGAAUUUGAAAGAGUCUUUGUUUAUGACGAACAUAAAUGGUAUAAUCGACUUAAAGGGAAAACUUACUAUAGAGUAUUUGGAAAUUGGGAAUGUAAUGAUUGUGGAAAUUUAUGGCCUUCUGCAUAUACGUGGAUUUCUUUCAAGAAGUUUUUAGAAGGUGUUGAUGCUAACCUAUUGGUGAAUUCAAAAUUGCGAAUGUAUCAAAGAUGUUCAGGGUGUCUAAGUGAUCAUAGUGCGAGGCUUUUAAACUAUUAUCAAUUAGGAGAGAGAGGUUCUGGACCACGAGGAAUGCGUGGAAUUUCUGGAGGUCAUAGAAGAGAUUUAUGUGAGAAGUGCUGCACAACCCAGGAAUAUUGUGUAUAA
Messenger RNA from Entrophospora sp. SA101, 387 nucleotides. The record is from the annotation of a GenBank genome assembly. Lineage: Eukaryota; Fungi; Glomeromycota; Glomeromycetes; Entrophosporales; Entrophosporaceae.